ACGCUGUCCUCACCCUACGUCUCGCGUGUAGGGUACCUCUACCUACACCCAUUAGGCCAUUAUAGAAGACAAUAACCCUACAUUGGAACACAUUUUCUCCCUUCGCAAUACUACUGUCAGUCCGUGGUAACCGAUCGAAUUGUCACAACUUAUCAUCGCGUUCGUUUUUGUAUAUUAUUUUUUCAUAAAAGUACGUAAAGGAAAUAACCCGAGCUCUACACGAUAACGAAAAAUUCUGGUGUCGGUAGUGAACCCCUUAGUGCUGAACUUCAUCACUUCUAUGUACUAAUACACCUGUAACGUUAUCUAUUUAUUCAUGUACCUUGCUAUUUGUCAUACUGUGUAACCAGUUCACUUACAUAGAUAGAUAGUUCGAGUACUUCUAUAGUUAUACGGUGCGCUCACAACUUACUAGUGUUGCUCAGAGUUAAGUUGCUGGAGCGAUGUGAGAUUGCGUAAUGUGUGAUUUAUGCGUGAACGCGUUUCGUUUAAUAGUUUAUGAUAUUUUCUCGAAGAAAUAAGACGUUUUUUUCGCGUGUACUCGACUGUUUGUUUACCAGCUGUGGUGUCCUCAAAGUUCAAAGUCAUGAAUCUUCGAAACAGACAAACGCUCUACGUUGAAGAAAUUCACAACAAAUUAAAAUCCACUCAUCACUCGAAAAAGAAGAGUAAAGUCCAAAAAAAGAUAAAAAACAUCGAUAGCGUCGGAGUACUGCUGCACAGAAUACACGCCGCUAACGAUGGAGUUUACGAAGCAGCCGAAGAUUUAGUCACGAGUAGAAGAAAAUACCACGAGAUUAAAACCAAGCUACGAAACAUAAUCGCAGAAAAAGACCAAAUACGAGAAGAUAUUUUCCAAAAGAAAGAUAACCUGCAGACAGUCACUUCGGAAUUGCAUAAUGCUGUAAGAGAGCUGAAAACCAUGGAUAUAACUGAUUUAAGCGAAAAAGAGACCGUAAUUGUGCAGCUUAAUUCGUGGCUAGUCGAAGAAGACGUUAUUGAGGCGUGGAAACAUAUAGGUUACGCUGAAGAUGAUCUAAAAGAGAAUACUUGCGGGACGAAGAAGAGUUUGAAAAGAAAUGUUCAGUCGUUGAAUUCGGUUUUACUUCCUAAUAUCUUUAGGAAUAGCACAAUUUCAGUGAUCGGAUCGAUUAAUAUUAAUCGAAAUAAAUGCUGUAUUUGUCUGGAGCAAAGGAUAAACGCUGUGUUAUACAAAUGUGGCCAUACUUGCAUGUGUUUCGACUGCGCGACCAAAUUAAUGGAUACCAAAAAAUGUCCAGUUUGCAGAAGCGAGAUUAUUGAUGUGAUUAAGACUUAUUUAGCUUAGCUAAGCUAAAAAUUUAUUAUUGCACUAUUAUUAUGAAAAUGAGACUUUUCUCGUUGUAGUCACGGUAACCUUGGUUCAUAUUUUAUAAGUUUAUGUUUUCGAUGAAAUAUUUUUUAUUUUGUACAGUGUUGAUGUUGAGUUUUUUAUUUUUGUAAAAUUGACGUGUUUCUUUUAUAUAUACAUUGAUUGUAUUUUCGACAAAUAUAAUGCGAAUUUCGGUUUUUACUUUUA
Molecule: messenger RNA, 1558 nt
Organism: Planococcus citri (citrus mealybug)
Lineage: Eukaryota; Metazoa; Arthropoda; Insecta; Hemiptera; Pseudococcidae
Product: putative inhibitor of apoptosis
Exons: 5
Coding region: 587-1327 (246 amino acids)
Source: RefSeq, a predicted model, not a curated record